Molecule: messenger RNA, 786 nt
Organism: Gavia stellata (red-throated loon)
Lineage: Eukaryota; Metazoa; Chordata; Aves; Gaviiformes; Gaviidae
Gene: CALN1
Product: calneuron 1
Exons: 6
Coding region: 1-786 (261 amino acids)
Molecular function (GO): calcium ion binding
Source: RefSeq, a predicted model, not a curated record
AUGGGGCUGAUCGAAGAGCAUGGAGAGGGGCAGCCCAAGCAUGAAGGUGGCCGAGGGGACGAGUCUCCUGGGGAGAAGGAGGACCUGCAGCAGAGAAGCGGGCAACCAGAGUUUCCCUCCUGGCAAAAGAUGCCAUUCCACCAUGUAACAGCUGGCUUGUUGUACAAAGGCAACUACCUGAACCGCUCACUCUCCGCUGGCAGUGACAGCGAACAGCUAGCGAAUAUCUCCGUGGAGGAACUGGAUGAAAUCCGUGAAGCUUUCCGCGUGCUGGACAGGGAUGGGAAUGGCUUUAUAUCCAAGCAGGAGCUGGGCAUGGCAAUGCGUUCCUUGGGAUACAUGCCCAGUGAGGUGGAGCUGGCGAUUAUCAUGCAACGCCUUGACAUGGAUGGGGAUGGCCAGGUUGAUUUUGAUGAAUUUAUGACUAUUCUGGGACCUAAGCUGGUAUCAUCGGAAGGCAGAGAUGGCUUUCUGGGAAAUACAAUAGACAGCAUAUUCUGGCAGUUCGACAUGCAGAGGAUAACACUGGAAGAGCUGAAACACAUCCUCUACCACGCCUUCCGGGACCACUUAACAAUGAAGGACAUUGAGAACAUCAUUAUCAAUGAAGAGGAGAGUUUAAAUGAAAACUCUGGCAACUGCCAAACAGAGUUUGAAGUGCACGCCCAGAAGCAGAACAGACAGACCUGUGUACGGAAGAGCCUUAUCUGCGCAUUUGCCAUGGCCUUUAUUAUAAGCGUGAUGUUGAUUGCGGCCAACCAGAUCCUGCGGAGCGGCAUGGAGUAG